This is a messenger RNA of Mytilus trossulus (common blue mussel), 3377 nucleotides long. Its product is annotated as RING finger protein 145-like. Lineage: Eukaryota; Metazoa; Mollusca; Bivalvia; Mytilida; Mytilidae. The transcript has 3 exons. The record is from RefSeq and is a predicted model, not a curated record. Gene Ontology annotation, molecular function: zinc ion binding. The coding region runs from base 13 to 2058 and encodes 681 amino acids. Gene Ontology annotation, cellular component: endomembrane system; endoplasmic reticulum.
UAUAGUGUGAAUAUGUACGAGAAUAACGUAUCAAUUGAGAUAUGUAGACACCAUACGAAGGGACAGAGGGUAUGUUACUGCCGAGAAUGGGAAAUUGAUUUGAUGAUGUGGCAGGUAAAGGUCCAGAGAGAACAAGUUGAGGCUGUAGUUGGAGUUAUUCUGAGGAUUCCAUCGUUAGUUUUGGCAGAGUUGUGGUUCAGAACGAGUCCAGAAAAGUUGACAAAUCAACCUGAUGAUGUUACUUUUAUCAUCACAGUUAUUUAUUAUCUUAGUUUAUUUUUUGCACUAGCACUAGCUGCACUACCAUUGAAGAAUCUGGUUUACCUGUACAUUUACACUUUAAGUGCAGGGUUAGUUUGUUUUAAUUGGUACAUGUCUCAUCUGUUUGUGAAUACAGAGUUAACUCAAGAAAGUGAAAGUCCAAUGUUCUUGACAGAUUCAUCAGAGACUCAGAGAGUACUUCUCCACUUGUUGACACAAUGCAUCACAUCAGCAUUUAUUUGUUACCUACUUGAAAUAACCAAUUGGACAAGGUUUGUGUUUCUAGCUUUUGUACUGCCAAUACUAGCAAAAAUCAUGGGAAUGCCUUCUGAUGUUAUCUCAGGGGUUCAUAACUUUUCAACAAUUUUCACAAUCUUACUGGUAGCAUUUACAGUGUUUAAUAAUCUGAGUUAUACAUUUGAGACAGUGAGAGUGUUGUUACGGAAACUGUCUGAAGCAGUAACAGAGUUUGGAUGGAUUCCGGUGAUCUUAGCUUCAUGGAACACGCUUCAUGUUGGAAUACAACUUUUGAUAUUUUGGAUUUACAUGUUCAUUUCACAUAUUUAUGUCUUCAUCAAAGUUGGAAACAGUGUGAUUAUACAAGAAGGAUUUAGCAUGAUAUUUCUGGCAGUGGUCGGCGAGUGUUGUGCCACACCAAUCAGCCUUCUGGCUUUGAGUGUUACUGUAUCCUACUUUUCAUACUUCAUAUUGACUUUCACCAAAAUAUUUCUCCAAGGCUGGAGAGGAUACAUGAAUGAUAAUGAUACCUUCCGAGGCUGGACAGAGGGAGGUACAAUGCUACUGAUUGCGUUUCAGACAGGUUUGACUGAUUUAAAGCCAAUACAAAGAACAUUCUUAAUGAGUAUACUACUGUUCAUUGUGGUUUCUUCAUUGAUUGAAUCAAUGUAUGAAGUUGCUGAUCCAAUUUUGCUGUCACUUAGCGCAGCACAUAACAGAAAUAUUUUCAAGCAUUUCAGAGCAGUGUUACUGUUCACUUUUCUAUGGAUGUUUCCGUUAUACAUGACAUACAGUAUCUGUCAGUACUUCACAUUAGAUUUUUGGUUGUUAGUUAUCAUAUCUAGCGGAAUCCUAACAACUUUCCAAGCCUUAGGUUCCUUGAUGGUGUAUAGUUUGUUUAUAUAUGAUUCACUUAGAGAGAACUCUUGGGAAAAACUGGAUGAUGUGAUAUACUACACUCGAGCAACUGUUCGUGUCUUUGAAUUUCUAGUUGCGCUUUUUGUUGUGUGUUUUGGACUGAAGGAAACAUUAGUUGGACAUUGGAGCUUAAUUAACUCAGCAAUUUUAAUAGUUCAUUGUUAUUUUAAUGUUUAUAAAAGAUUAGAGACUGGAUGGAAGACAUUUUUGUUAAGGAGAGAAGCAGUAUCUAGAGUAGAAUCUUUACCUCAGGCAACCGAAGAACAAUUGAAUUCAUUAAGUGAUGUAUGCCCUAUUUGUUUUUCUACCAUGACCCAAGCCAAAGUGACUACUUGUAAUCAUUUCUUUCAUGCAACAUGUCUUCGUAAGUGGUUAUAUGUUAAAGACACUUGUCCAAUGUGCCACAAGAAAAUAGAAGUAAAGAAAAAUGAAGAUAAUCAGACUGGCAUUGUUGUAGAGAAUAAUUACGUCCAUAACUUAAUGGAAAGAGACGAUGAAUUAUCGGAAGAAAGUGAUAUGAGUGAGUCUGACACUGAAUCUGAUGCAAGUACUGAGAUCCUUGAGGAGGACAAUGAUCAGAUUAUUGACAAUGUAGAGGCAGAAAGAGCUGCAUUGCAAACAAUCCAAAAUAAUGAUGCAUGAGACAUGUAUCAUGUCUUGGGAUAUCAAAAGGUGAAGGGUUAAAAAAUCAAAAUAUCUAUGUUUGUCAGGGUUAUCUGGAGUUUUUUCUUUUGUUUUAUUAAGAUACAGAUGUUAUUAUAUUAUGGUAUAUCCCAAGAUAUAUGAAAUGUUGUAAACAUUUAUAAUUUGCAUCAAUAAAAAUAAAAAAUAAAAUGGAUAUGCCCAAUUCAUGCAAUUUACAGAAAUUCACCAUUGAAAUAAUGAAAACAGCAAAUUUUAACGAAAUAAAGACGAAAAUAAAUUUCACAUUUACAGGUAUGCCACUUUUAGAAACAGAAUUUAGUGCUAUAUCUAUCAUUCUAUGUUUUAUAUAUUACAAUGUACAUGACCUAUGUUCUGAAAAUUUCUAUAUUAUUGAUGCAACAUUUAAAAUAACUCAUUGAAUUAUAUUAUUGUUAGAAAAAUAGUUGAAUCUUCUGAAAAAUGUCAAAAUACAAUAAAAAAUUUACGUGUGUUGUGCAUGAAUUGUGGUCAGAUAUCAGAUUUUUUAAUUGUUUUUAGAUAUAAGCAUACUAACUUGAAUGAUUAACACUGCGAAUGAUUUUGGUGAUCCUAUAUCAUCAUCAUGUAUAUCAAUAAAACGAAAAUGUUAUGGCAGUAACAAAAAAAAAUGUAUCAUUUUUUAUACAAAAUUUGUAGAGCAGAUGAAUACAAAGUCAAGUGAUUCAAUGAUUUUGAAACAUUUACAUUCAUUCUAUACAUUUGUACUUCUAUCUUUGGGAUAUUCUAUUGUAUUUUCUCAUAGUUCAUAAAGUUACAUUUAGAUUUGCUGUUCUGUAUGCUUAGAAACUUAUGAUUUUAAUGACCCCAAUUUCAUGGUCCACUGAACAUAGAAAAUGUUAGUACAAGUGGGGCAUUAAUGGCUAGGGACACAUUCUUGUUUCCACUUGCACUAACAUAUAAUUUGAAAAUAUUAAGCUGCAGAAUAAAAACUUUUCAGAUAUAAAAUACCAUGCAUUUAUAUACAUAAUUAUUCUCAGGUGUUAGAAAUCUUUAAAAAUGCAUAUAUAUCAAUUAAAUGGACAGAAAAUAUUUUUGAGUUCAAAAUCACAUACCUCAUAUCUUCACUAUGAGCUCACAGUUAUCACAUCUUGUCUCAUGUUCAAAUGCAUGUACAGUAAAACAUUUAAUCUUUUUUUUUUAGAUUGAGACAAUGUCCUUACCUCUAGCAAAUGAAUGAUAAACAAAGUAUUUGUUUACUAAAUUAUUAUUGCCAUCAUCAUAUAAAUCGAUUGCAACACUUUGAACCCUAUUUUACCUUGAUCCAAAUGAAAGAGAUA